This is a messenger RNA of Clonostachys rhizophaga, 1554 nucleotides long. Lineage: Eukaryota; Fungi; Ascomycota; Sordariomycetes; Hypocreales; Bionectriaceae. The record is from the annotation of a GenBank genome assembly.
AUGUUCAAGAGCGGCAUUUCCUCCUUCGCUCGCGCGGCUCGCCCUGCCUUCCGGGCUGCGGCUCCUCUGCGUGCCGUCAAGCCUGCCCCCUUCCGAGCCCUCAACAGCCGAUUCGCGAGCACUUCUGGUGUCGGUGAUGGCAAGAUCUACCAGGUCAUCGGUGCCGUUGUGGAUGUCAAGUUCGACACUGCCAAGCUGCCCGCUAUCCUGAACGCUCUUGAGACCGAUAACAAUGGCCAGAAGCUCGUGCUCGAGGUCUCGCAACAUCUCGGAGAGAACGUCGUUCGUUGCAUUGCCAUGGACGGUACUGAGGGUCUUACCCGUGGUGCCCCCGCCAAGGACACCGGUGCUCCCAUCACCAUUCCCGUCGGUAACGCUACUCUGGGACGUAUCAUGAACGUCACUGGUGACCCCAUUGACGAGCGUGGCCCCAUCAAGUCCGAGAACCACCUCCCUAUCCACCGCGAAGCCCCCGAGUUCACUGAGCAGUCCACCGCUGCUGAGAUUCUCGCCACUGGUAUCAAGGUUGUCGAUCUGAUUGCUCCCUACGCUCGUGGUGGAAAGAUUGGUCUCUUCGGUGGUGCCGGUGUCGGUAAGACUGUGUUCAUCCAGGAGCUUAUCAACAACAUUGCCAAGGCUCACGGUGGUUACUCCGUGUUCACUGGUGUCGGUGAGCGUACUCGUGAGGGUAACGAUCUGUACCACGAAAUGCAGGAAACCUCCGUCAUUCAGCUUGAUGGCGAGUCCAAGGUGGCCCUGGUCUUCGGUCAGAUGAACGAGCCCCCCGGUGCCCGUGCCCGUGUCGCCCUCACUGGUUUGACUGUCGCCGAAUUCUUCCGUGAUGCGGAAGGUCAGGAUGUGUUGCUCUUCAUUGACAACAUUUUCCGCUUUACCCAGGCCGGUUCUGAGGUGUCUGCCCUUCUGGGUCGUAUCCCCUCUGCCGUCGGUUACCAGCCCACCCUCGCCGUCGAUAUGGGUGGUAUGCAGGAGCGUAUUACCACUACCAAGAAGGGUUCCAUUACCUCCGUCCAGGCUGUCUACGUCCCUGCUGACGAUUUGACUGAUCCUGCCCCCGCCACCACCUUCGCUCACUUGGACGCCACCACUGUCUUGUCCCGUGGUAUUUCCGAGCUGGGUAUCUACCCUGCUGUCGACCCUCUCGACUCCAAGUCCCGUAUGAUGGAUCCCCGUAUUUUGGGUGAUGAGCACUACGACACUGCCACUCGUGUUCAGCAGAUUCUUCAGGAAUACAAGUCUCUCCAGGAUAUCAUUGCCAUUCUGGGUAUGGACGAACUUUCUGAAGCUGACAAGCUUACUGUCGAGCGUGCCCGUAAGAUCCAGCGUUUCCUGAGCCAGCCUUUCACCGUCGCCCAGGUUUUCACUGGUAUCGAGGGUAAGCUGGUUGACCUGAAGGACACCAUCAGCUCCUUCAAGGCUAUUCUCAGCGGAGAGGGUGACAGCCUUCCCGAGAACGCCUUCUACAUGGUUGGCGAUUUCGCCUCGGCCAAGGAGAAGGGUGAGAAGAUUCUCGCUGAGCUCGAGCAGAAGAGCUAA